GUAUAAUAUCUCUAAGGUUAACUCUUCCCAAUUUUUCUGUUCCUUGAUCUUAACUGUGAAUCGAUUUAGAUCAUUAUUAAUCAUCAAGAAUGACAGCCGGUGGUGAAUUCUCCGGUGAACCGGAAACAACCUUUCAAUUUCCCGGAAUUCAUCAACCCCUGAAUUUCCAGCCUUUUUACAGUUUCAGCAUCAGCCCCUCCUCCAUUACCGAUGAUUCCUCUAUGAACGUCUAUACUAAUCAACCAGAAACCCAUACAGCCCCGUCUCCCGAUGAAUGGGACCAGCCCGAUUCCGGCGGCUGGAACGAUUGGGACCAAGAAUUCGAUUCUUCUUUGCCAAACAGUACACUUGGCCGGUUUAAUAUUUCCCUUGAAGAAGGAACCGUCUCGGUGGACGUUGACGGAGGAGAAUCGUUCAACGAUGACGGGUUUUUCCGGUUUCAGGAGCUGGUUUCGGUGAUGGAAGGAUUGGUUCCGGAGGAUAGACAAAGGGAUUCAAAAACCGUUAUGGAAUUCUUGAAAUCAAGAAGAUACGAGAAGAGGGUUCCUGAAGAUGAUGAAGAUUGGUGUGAAGAAAUUUGUGCAAUUUGUCACGGGGAGUUUGAGGAUGAAGAGAUUGUGGCGACUCUGCAAAAUUGUAAACAUGAGUUUCAUGGCGAUUGCAUUACCCAGUGGUUGAUCCGGAAGAAUGCUUGUCCCCUUUGCAAUCAAGAUGGACUCAAACUUCCAUAA
Messenger RNA from Oldenlandia corymbosa var. corymbosa, 731 nucleotides. NCBI's taxonomy places the organism in Eukaryota, Viridiplantae, Streptophyta, Magnoliopsida, Gentianales, Rubiaceae. The record is from the annotation of a GenBank genome assembly.